AUGGUUCUGGCCCCAGUCCCGCGCAACGCCCCAGUCAGCUGGUCGUUUCCGCCAUACCUGUGCUUCUUAGAAAAGUUCUUUCAGGAGAACGCCUUUGACCACAGGGCCAUCAAGCAGUGGUCGGCACAUAAUGUCCUGCAGAAAGCCCCGCGUAAAGAAAAUUCUCCGUCUCUGAAGCACCGAUCAAAUGCGCAAGCGUCGAGUUUGUUGACGUCAGCAAAUAUCACGCAUGCGCGCAGUGCACAAAAGGCCGUGGAUGUUCGGUUACAGCUACAGAGUCACCAGCACGUUCACACUGGGGAGAAGCUGUUCACCUGCUCAGUCUGUGGGAAGGGAUUCACUUUUUCAUCUAGCCUAAUGGCUCACCAGCGAAUUCACACCAGGGAGCAGCCAUUCACCUGCUCGGACUGUGGGAAGAGAUUCACAUUGUCAUCUCAACUACUGACACAUCAGCGAGUUCACACUGGGGAGAAGCCGUUCACCUGCUCAGUCUGUGAGAAGAGAUUCACUGAUUCAUCCACCCUACAGAAACACCAUCGAGUUCACACUGGGGAGAAACCGUUCACCUGCCCAGUCUGUGGGAAGAAAUUCACUCAGUCAUCCAACCUACAGAUACACCAUCGAGUUCACACUGGCGAGAAGCCAUUCAUCUGCUCAGUCUGUGAGAAGAAAUUCACUCACUCUUCCACCCUACAGAGACACCAUCGAGUUCACACUGGGGAGAAGCCGUUCAUCUGCUCAGUCUGUGGGAUGAGUUUCACUGAUUCAUCUGCCCUACAGAGUCACCAGCGAGUUCACACUGGGGAGAAGCCAUUCACCUGCUCAUUCUGUGGGAAGGGAUUCACUCAGUCAUCCAACCUGCAGACUCAUCAGCGAGUUCACACUGGGGAGAAGCCAUUCACCUGCUCAGACUGUGGGAAGGGAUUCACUCACUCAUCCAACCUGCAGAGUCACCAGCGAGUUCACACUGGGGAGAAGCCGUUCACCUGCUCAGAAUGUGGGAAGGGAUUCACUCAGUCAUCUGACCUAAUGGCUCACCAGCGAGUUCACACUGGGGAGCAGCCGUUCACCUGCUCGGACUGUGGAAAGGGAUUCACUUUGUCAUCCACCCUACUGAGACACCAGCGAGUCCACACUGGGGAGAAGCCGUACACCUGCUCAGUCUGUGGGAAGGGAUUCACUCAGUCAUCCACCCUACAGAGUCACCAGCGAGUUCACACUGGGGAGAAGCCAUUCACCUGCUCAGAAUGUGGGAAGGGAUUCACUCAGUCAUCCAACCUGCAGAGUCAUCAGCGAGUUCACACUGGGGAGAAGCCAUUCACCUGCUCAGUCUGUGGGAAGAGAUUCACUGAUUCAUCCACCCGACAGAGUCACCAGCGAGUUCACACUGGGGAGAAGCCGUUCACCUGCUCAGUCUGUGGGAAGCGAUUCACUCACUCAUCCACCCUACAGAGACACCAACGAGUUCACACUGGGGAGAAGCCGUUCAGCUGCUCAGAAUGUGGGAAAGGAUUCACUCGGUCAUCCGAACUACUGGCACAUCAGUCAGUUCACAGUGGGGAGUGGCCAUUCACCUGCUCAGAAUGUGGGAAAGGAUUCACCCAUUCAUCCCACCUACAGAGACACCAGGGAGUUCACACUGGGGAGAAGCCGUUCACCUGCUCAGAAUGCGGUAAAGGAUUCACUCAAUCUUCCAAACUACUGGCACAUCAGUCAGUUCACACUGGGGAGUGGCCGUUGUUAAAGCUCUGCGCAACAAUGUUCACUGUCGCUGAAACACCGAUCGAAUACAGGCUGUUCCUGAAUAUCGCGCAUGCGCGCAGUACACAAAGGCCGCGAGAAAUCGGCACCAGCUUAAAAAACGACGAGGAAUCUGUCUGGGAAUUCAAACACAACACACCAGUUUUGCUGUCUAUGUCUAUGUAUUUAAGAAGUGGAGCAAGGGAUUCAAUCGACCAUCCUUCCUGCUCGGACUGUGGGGAGGGAUUCACUCGGUCGUUUGACCUAAUGGCUCACCAGCAAGUUCACACUGGGGAGAGGCCAUUCAUCUGCUCAGACUGUGGGAAGGGAUUCACUAAAUCAUCUCACCUACUAAGUCACCAGUCAGUUCACAAUGCAGUGAGGGAUUUCACCUGCUCAGUCUGUGGGAAAAGAUUCACUCAGUCAUCCAACCUACAGAGACACCAUCGAGUUCACACUGGGGAGAAGCCGUUCACCUGCUCAGACUGUGGAAAGGAAUUCACUCGAUCAUCCAACCUACAGAGUCACCAGCGAGUUCACGCUGGGGAGAAGCCGUUCACCUGCUCAGACUGUGGGAAGGGAUUCACACAGGCAUCUCACCUACUGAGACACCAGUCAGUUCACACAGGAGAGAGACCGUUCACCUGUUCAGACUGUGGGAAGACAUUCACUCAGUUAUCCAACCUACAGAGUCACCAACGAGUUCACACCGGGGAGAAGCCAUUCACCUGCUCAGACUGUGGGAAGGGAUUUGCUCAGUCAUCUACCCUAUUGGCACACCAGUCAGUUCACACUGGGGAGUGGCGAUUCACCUGCUCAGAAUGUGGGAAAGGAUUCACUCAGUCAUCUGAACUACUGGCACACCAGUCAGUUCACACUGGGGAGUGGCCAUUCAUCUGCUCAGAAUGUGGGAAAGGAUUCACUCGGUCAUCUGAUCUGCGGGCACAUCAGCGAGUUCACACUGGAGAGAGGCCAUUCACCUGCUCAGGCUGUGGGAAGACAUUCACUCAUGCAUCCAACCUACAAAGACACCAGCGAGUUCACACUGGGGAGAGGCUCUUCACUUGCUCAGUCUGUGGGAAGAGAUUCUCUCGGUCAUCCAACCUACAAAGACACCAGCGAGUUCACACUGGGGAGAGGCCGAUCACUUUGGGAAGAGAUUCUCUCAAUCAUCUCAUUUGUGGGGAAGGAUUCACUCGGUCAGCUGACCUAAUGGCACACGAGCGAGUUCACACUAGGGAGCAGCCGUUCACCUGCUCGGACUGUGGAAAGGGAUUCACUAAGUCAUCCACCCUACAGAGUCAUCAGCGAGUUCACACUGGAGACAGGCCGUUCACCUGCUCAGACUGUGGGAAGGGAUUCACUCAGUCAUCCGGACUAUUGGUACACCGGCGAGUUCACACUGGGGAGAGACCGUUCACCUGCUCGGACUGUAGGAAGGGAUUCAUUCAGUCAUCCGGACUAUUGGUACCCCAGCGUGUUCACACUGGGGAGAAGCCGUUCACCUGCUCAGUCUGUAGGAAAGGAUUCACUCAAGUCAUCCACCCUACAGAGACACCACAAGGAACUCCUCUGUUUCUCGGAAGAGGUCUCCAACUCUCAGUCAGGUGCUCGAUGCUUCCCUGUCACCAUCUCGUCUGCUCAGAUCAUUGGGAUGUCUCCCAUGGAGGGUCAUACUCAUUCCACUGGUUAAUGUUUUCUUCCAUAGUGAUGAUUCAUUUUUCUGAGUUGUCCUCUCAUUGAAGUUUUCUGGUCUGUAUUUCUUAUCACGAUUGCAUAUACACACAUGGAGUGCUGAAUCCUGUUCAUUUUUGAUGAAAAUAUAUACUUACUGUUGUGUGAUUUUUUUUCAUGUGUGUUAUUCCCCUUCCUCCUCCUGUCCAAGGUAGUGUUAAUCUAAGUGAGUCUGAGUGUAAAUAGUCUUUUCUAAAGCUGUCAUUUCAGGUCUUUAUCUUUGUUAAUUUUCCUGAUUGAAAUGGGACCAAGAUAUAUUUUAUAUAAAAAAAAGUCAAUGUUGAUAUUGAUGAAAGUGUUCAUUACCUUUGUUGUAUUUGUUAACUGUUGAGCUCUGUUUGGCAGGUUAUUUUUACGCCUUGAACUAAAUUUUGUCAAAGGUUUUCCCUAUUUAGAUAUGCGGGUAUCAAUAGUCCCGAUGAAGGGUCUUGGCCCGAAAUGUUGAUUCCCAUCCAUAGAUGUUGCCUGACAUGCUGAGCUCCUCCAGCACUUUGUGUGUAGUUCUCUCAAUUUCUCGCAUCUGCAGGUCCUCUUGUUUCCCAGAUACUUACAUCUUUCUUGAAAGAGUAAGCCAAGAACAAGCUGGUAGUGGGGUUGUGUGGCUUUGUUAGUAAAAUAUUAAACAAGAUCAUUAGAAAGAGGUGGCAUAAAGUUGGAAGGUGCAGAAUCUGUGGGUAGAAUUAAGGAACAGCAAAUGUAAAAAAAAUCCCUGAUGGGAAUUGUACAGAGGCCUCCAAACAGUAGUGAGUAUGUGGUCCACAAAUUACAAUGGGAGAUAGAAAAUGCGUGCCAAAAGGGCAAUGUUACAAUAGUCAUGGGGGAUUGUCAUGCAGGUGAUUAGGAAAAUUAGGACGGUGUUGGUCUCAAGAGGAGGAAUUCCUAGAAUUCCUACAAGAUGCUUUUUUAGAGCAGCUCGUGGUUGAGACCACUUGGGGAUCAGCUAUUCUGGAUUGGGUGUUGUAAUGAACCAGAAUUAAUUAGGUCACUUAAGUUCAAAGAACCCUUAGGGGCAGUGAUCAUUAUAUGAUCAAAUUCACCCUGACAUUAGAGAAGGAGAAGCUAAAGUCAGAUGUGGAAUAAAGACAAUUAGAGAGGCAUGAGAGAAAAAUUGGUCAAAAUUGAUUUGAAAAGAACACGGAUGAAAACAAAGCAGUAAUGGCUGGAAUUUCUGGAAGCAAUUCGAAAGGCCCAGGAUAUAUAAAUCACAAAGAGGAAGUAGUAUUCUGAAGGUAAGGUGACAAAACCGUGGCUGAUAAGAGAAAUCAAAGACAACAUAAAAACCAAACACAGGGCAUAGUACAAAAAUUACUAGGAAGUUAGAGGAUUGGGAAGCUUUUAAAAACCAACAGAAUGAAACUAAAGUAAUUAAGAAAGAAAAGAUGGUGAGCUAGCCAGUAAUAUUAAAGAGAGCGCCGUUUUUUUCUUCAGGUACAUAGAGUGUAAAAGAGAGGCGGAAGUGGAUAUCAAACCACUGGGAAAUGAUGCUGGAGAGGUAGUAAUGGGGUGGGGGUGCAAGGUGAUGGCAGAUGAACUGAAUAAGUAUUGUAAAUCACUCUUAUCUGUCGAAGACUCUGGCAGGAAUAUGGAAGUCCCAGAUGUCAGUGGUCAGAAUGUGUAAAGUUAUGUUACUCGGGAGAAGGUUCUUGGGAAACAGAUAUGGUCUGAAGGUAAAUAGGUCACCUGGACCAGAUGGUGUUCACCCCAGAGAUCUGAAAGAGGUGGCUGAAGGGAUGUGGAGGUGUCAGCAAUUAUCACCCCGACUAUCCGAA
This is a messenger RNA of Mobula hypostoma (lesser devil ray), 5243 nucleotides long. Its product is annotated as zinc finger protein 585A-like. Bases 1 to 3483 code for a protein of 1160 amino acids. Gene Ontology annotation, molecular function: DNA-binding transcription factor activity, RNA polymerase II-specific. Gene Ontology annotation, cellular component: nucleus. NCBI's taxonomy places the organism in Eukaryota, Metazoa, Chordata, Chondrichthyes, Myliobatiformes, Myliobatidae. The transcript is spliced from 7 exons. The record is from RefSeq and is a predicted model, not a curated record. Gene Ontology annotation, biological process: regulation of transcription by RNA polymerase II.